AAGUUCAGUUGCUUUCCCAAAAGCGCAGCGCGCGGUUGAGUUUUAGUUUUCAGUUGGUCGUUUGGAUCUGUGCGUAGAACUGAAGAGGAUUGCUGGCAUUUGGCAUUAUGGGGAACAUGCAAGCCCGACCGUCUGAGGCCCGCAAUGUGCCGAACCGGAGAAGCAGCAUGUUGAAGAGCUUUCGGUACUCGAGCGCUCUGCACCGUCGCGAAGAUUUGUCCGUCAUGGUUCACAACUCUAGGAUGAGCAUUACUGAAUGGCUGGAUCUCCUAGAGCUGCAGCAGUACGAAGGAAACCUUCAGGAGUUCAGCUUCGUGGACGACGUGGUGGACAUAACAGAUAAGGAGCUCAAGCAACGUGGAGUGCGCGGUGGCCACCGCCAGACGAUGCUCAACAGUCUGCUGGGAGUCCGAGCGAAGCGACGCCAAUCUAUGAAUUUGGAAGCUGUAAGCAGUGCCCCGCAAGUAGUUUGGCGGCGGAAGAACUCCUGUCCGCUAGUUAAUCUAGGCGGGAGUUCCCCAAUUAUGGCGGGAAGUCGCGAUAACGGACCCGGCGUGAUUAUCACCAAAAGCGGAAAGAUUCUUAAGCAACUCACCAUCGAUGAAACUUCCACAGUAUACGAGGAACUGAGACCGCGGUCCAAGUGCAACAGUGCCAGUUGGACCAUCGAGGGCGGCAACAUGGAGGGCUAUGGCAGCAGCACCGCCUCCACGCCGCUAUCUAAAGACCAGUCCCAGACCAACGCCAAUUCCAAUCCCAAUCCCAAUCCCGGCGAGCACCAGGAGGCCAUCGCCUUGAAGAAGGCGCUCGAGUGGGAGCUUAGUCUGGACGCCCGAGAGCUCCGUUCCCACGCCUGGUACCACGGAGCCCUGCCCCGCCAACGAGCCGAGGACAUUGUGCAGCGCGAGGGCGACUUCCUAGUCCGCGACUGCGCCUCCCAGCCGGACAACUACGUGCUCAGCUGCCGGAGCAAGGCGGCCGUUCUGCACUUUGUGCUCAACAAGUUGGUGCUACAACCGGAGACAGUUUACGAACGCGUACAGUUCCAGUUCGAAGAGGAUGCCUUUGACACCGUUCCCGACCUAAUAACUUUCUACGUGGGAUCCGGCAAGCCCAUCUCGUCGGCGUCGGGGGCACUCAUCCAGUUUCCCUGCAAUCGCACCUAUCCGCUGUCCUUCUACGGCCACAAGAUCGUGGGCAACCAGCUGCACACCCAGAUGCUGGCCGGGCUGAGGGGUCUAAGUCCUCUGAACUCGCCGAUGGCCAGCAAUGGGGGAACCUUUCGCUUCGAUCCUCAGCAGCAACAGGCAUCGGCAUCCCCCAUGGCCAGAUCCCCGGCCAGUCCGCACUGCUCUCCUCCAAGGGCUCGACGAGAGGUUCCUCCGCCACCGCGACUGCCUUGCAAGAAGCAGCAGCGCUCCCAGAGCCUCACGCCUGCCCAGGCCAUGCUGGUGAGCAACAUCAACAAGCUCCAGGAGCAGCAGCACCUGCAGAUGCAGGAGCCUGAGAACGGGAAUGGCCACGGCCACGGGAUGGUCCGCUUCCAGACGAUCGCCCGGUGCAACCCCACGAGCGAGCACCACCUCGAGAGCAAGUUCACCACCCACUCACUGCCCAGGGCCAACACCUCGGCGGCGCAGGCCCUGCGCCAGCAGGCGGUGGCCCGGAUCUCGAGUCUGGCGAGGAACUGCAGCCUGGACUCGCCGGCCGACUCUCAACCGCCCAGUCCGCCGCCCAAGCCGCGCAAGGAACCCAUGGCUGCGGUCCUGGCCUACCAGGCCAGUGGAUCCGACUCGGGCAACGGCUCCGGCGACUCUGUUCUCGGGGAUGCCUGCGAGGCUAGCAUACAGCGGGGAGUUAUUAUCAAGAAUCCCCGAUUCAUGACCACCUCAGUCUCCAACGGUACGCUGAAGAGCUUCACCGAAUUUGACGCCCUUGCCGCCGAGGAGGAGCUUUUCACCAUGGCCAUAGAGGAAGUGAGAACGGCAAGCAAGUUCGACUUUGAAAACUUUGUCACUCUGCUACUGCCAUCUGUGGACAAUAAGCCACUGGACGGCGAUGCCCUCAACACCUUCAAGAUGAUGCUUUUAGAGACGGGCCCAAAGCUGCUGGCGGAGCAUAUAACCCGCAUCGACAUUGGCCUGUUUCUGGAGGAGCCAUCCAACGAGGAGGACUACUAUCUGAGCUGCUCGGGUCUUGAGCUGCUGACACUGCCCCACGGAAAGCUCUUCCGCGAGGACAUUAUCGAGCGGACGCAGUGCAUCAAGCUAAUGGUGGCCGUGACUAUACUCACCUGUCAAACGGAUCUGGACCGGGCCCAGCUACUUAGUAAAUGGAUUCAGAUAGCCGUGGAGACUAAGACUGCACUGGGAAAUCUUUUUGGGUUCUGUGCCAUCAUGUUGGGGCUAUGCAUGCAACAGAUUCAGAAGCUCGACCAAGCCUGGCACAUCCUGAGGCAGCAGUAUACGGACAGUGCCUUCACCUUCGAGGCCAAGCUGCGUCCCACGUUGAGCACCAUGAACGAGGCCUCUAAUCCUCAGGCCCCAAACACAACCGUUCCUCAUGUUCUUCUAUACGCGCUAUUGAUCGAUCGGCCCGUGAUGGACAUCAUAAACCAUUCGAACAUUGAUGAUCGUCCAGCACUGUACCACACAUGUAUUACUCCUUGGGAGUCAAAGGCGGACGACUUCGGCAUGUCCAUUAAUUUUCAGCACCUCGACGCUUCGCGCGGCUUUCUAAAGAACUUGGACUUAUAUCGAAAGAAUGCCAAGAUCAUUCUCGAGGACGCCAGCCCCAGGCUGGAUGAGCUUCUAGCAGAUGCGUUUCGAACCGAGUUCCAUGUGAAGUUCCUAUGGGGCAGUUCCGGGGCCACUGCGAAGUCCGAAGACCGACAUAGCAAGCUGGAAAAGGUGCUAACCCUUAUGGCCGACAAGUUCUGCAUGAUGACCGAAUAGUAUUAUGAGAAUUGACUCUAGUCUUUGCUAAUAACAAAAAAGAACUUACUGUAUUUAAAGGAACACUACAACAUUUUUUCGACUAUUCGAAAUUCGUCUUUACCGAACUAUCUCCAAUGUUUCCAGACCCUCCGCAAAUUUGAAUUUCGUGCUGUCUCUACCUCAGCCUGAUUAUGUUUUAUUUCAGCAGAAACACAAAAGCACUUUAUGUUACAGUUCAAAUAUUGAUUAGCCUAAGUUAAGCCAACUUUAGAAAUGAACGAGUAUGCGAUGAGAAACUGGGAAAAUAAAAUAGAACCCAACUAGUUAUCAUUUAUUCAACAGAAACUUUUAAAGAGCAGUCUUACUCUGACAUACUAUUAAAGAUUUCUACUUACGUAACAUAUUAUUCUAUUUAAAAACGUACUCUACUAUAGAUCAGACAAUAUACGUUAAUCAAAACUUAAUACUUAAACAUAUUCUCACACAUAAUAAUAUAGGCAUAACACUGAGAAUGCAUAAUGCUUUACAAUUUUAUACAUGUAAAGAUAAUGCAAAUAAAGAGAAUACUUAAGCCA
Molecule: messenger RNA, 3511 nt
Organism: Drosophila elegans
Lineage: Eukaryota; Metazoa; Arthropoda; Insecta; Diptera; Drosophilidae
Product: breast cancer anti-estrogen resistance protein 3 homolog
Exons: 9
Coding region: 108-2954 (948 amino acids)
Biological process (GO): positive regulation of peptidyl-serine phosphorylation; small GTPase-mediated signal transduction
Molecular function (GO): guanyl-nucleotide exchange factor activity; phosphotyrosine residue binding
Source: RefSeq, a predicted model, not a curated record